Ophidiomyces ophidiicola is the source of this 1527-nucleotide messenger RNA. RefSeq lists its product as uncharacterized. Gene Ontology annotation, biological process: cell division. Lineage: Eukaryota; Fungi; Ascomycota; Eurotiomycetes; Onygenales; Onygenaceae. The record is from RefSeq and is a predicted model, not a curated record. Gene Ontology annotation, cellular component: plasma membrane. The transcript is spliced from 2 exons. Bases 1 to 1527 code for a protein of 508 amino acids.
AUGUCGCAAACGGUCAACGAUCCCCGCCUGUGCUUCAGCAUCGACAACAUCCGUGCUUUUCACCUCCAGAAUGGGCAGGAGGAUGAACUGACCGUCUCGGGGCCCCAAACCCUCUCCCUUCUGAUGGUGCCCACAACUGCUCCUUGCUCCGACCCCACAAACCCUGAGACGACCGAAGAGGAUUUUUACCUCCACUUACAUCUGCCUCCAGAGCUGGAACUUCCCCUCCCUGCUACCACCCAGAUAUACCACCAGCCACCGAAUAGUUACCUAAUCCCCCGCUGGGAUUUAAGCCUCGAGGCUGGAGCAUUCACAAGAAUUCAGUUUCCACCUGUUGGUACAGGUGCUGGGAAAGUAAGCCAGGAGGACGUCGAUACCUUUGAGACUAUUUUAGCACAGUGCACUGCAUUCCUUGAGCGUGCACAGCCGCCCAAUUACCACGAGCCCUAUAACCCUGCAACCUAUGAAGCUGGGCAAGGCUAUGGUGGUAGUGGGAAGGAGAAACAAAAGCCCGGCCAGGGUCAGAUUGUUCUCGUUGAUGAGGAAAAUGGGAGCGUCGUGGGACAAUUGUCUGAAGGCUUCCAUGUUACAGAGGCUGCCGAUGUGAAGCCAGGUUCAAAAAACCCUGUUCAAAUCCAACUACCUGCCCAAGGGGAAGGAAAUCAAAUCAAUGUCAGCAAUGCGCCUCCCGAAUAUCUUCGCUUAGCAAACCACCCGGCAUACGCAAAGUCAUCGUUAGUACAAAGCGCAGCAAUGGCUUCAAGACUGAUAGUUACCACUUCUGUUCACAUUUCCAAUGCCCUUCACUCAGGCGCGGACACAUUCACGAAGAAGACCAAACCUAACGCUAAACCGAUGACUUUCACACCCACAACGCAGGCGCAUAUUCGACGCAUCAAUACUAUAUCUAGCUCGGCAGCCACAUUGUCUUCGAAGACCGUUGGGCAGAUUGGCAAAUAUGCGCAAAACUUUGGAGCAGCCAUGGCGCGCAAGGGAGACAAGGACUCCCGGUCAAAGGGAUUUGAUAAGGAUGGGAAACCAUACAACAAGCCCGGAAUUCUCAACAAGUCGUUGAUUGCCUUCAGCACGAUUGGAGACGGGCUCGAACAGGGCGCACGCAAUCUCAUGGAAUCUGGAUCACUCGCGGCCACGACCGUAAUUGGCCACAAGUACGGCAAUGAGGCGCGAACGGCAACGUCGAAUCUCACUGGCGGCGUCAAGAACGUGGGGCUGGUGUAUAUCGAUGCGGCUGGCGUGUCUCGCAAGGCGAUUCUCAAAUCCGUGGCCAAGGGGAUGGUUGUCGGGCGUAUGCGCGAUGGACAAGAGGUGAUUGUGGGCGGCGGCGAUGGGGGCCAAGUUCCCCUGGGUUUGGACUCUGGCAAAGUAGCCGUGGGCGAUUCCGGCCAGUCGUCCGGCGCGCUUUCACACCCUCGUGCAUCCUCGCCGUCUCCCACGCCACCGCCGGCCUACGGCACGCGAAACGACGUGUCGCUCGGUGGGACUGCGAUGCAAGGAUCGAAGCGAUGA